Oncorhynchus gorbuscha (pink salmon) is the source of this 2748-nucleotide messenger RNA. Its product is annotated as amine sulfotransferase-like. Gene Ontology annotation, cellular component: cytoplasm. The record is from RefSeq and is a predicted model, not a curated record. The coding region runs from base 222 to 1217 and encodes 331 amino acids. The transcript has 7 exons. NCBI's taxonomy places the organism in Eukaryota, Metazoa, Chordata, Actinopteri, Salmoniformes, Salmonidae. Gene Ontology annotation, biological process: sulfation. Gene Ontology annotation, molecular function: sulfotransferase activity.
AUAUAAUAAGCACAGACAGAUCUUUAAAGGUCCUUCUAUCCCUCCUCUUUUCUCCUCCUCCUCUUUUCUCCUCCUCCUCCAACCUAAAGAGUAGACAGACCUGUAAAGGUCCUUCUAUCCCUCCUCUUUUCUCCCCCUCCUCCAACCUAAAGAGUAGACAGACCUGGAUAUAACAGAUUCUGCUGCUCUCAUUCCUCACCAUUGUCUAGCCAACUGUCGUCAUGUUUCACUCUCCAGACCACACCUCUCCGCCAUCAGUGGAAGGGCUGGACCUGUUGAGUCCCUACCUGUUCACACACAGAGGGUACAACUUUACCGUGGGAGAGACCGACCCCCAAUACAUCGACUCCCUCCAGAGCUUUGAGAUUCAAGAAACGGACAUUUUCCUCGUCUCCUAUCCCAAAUCAGGUACGAUAUGGACCCAGCAGAUCCUGGUUCAGGUGGUGGAGGCGGCCUACCCUGAGAGUAUUGGCACCGACCAGAGCUCCACCAACCUGGAGAAGAUGCCCUGGCUCGAGUACCCAGACACCCGCCCCGAGCGCCCGCGCCCCUCACCUAGACUCUUCAUCUCCCACCUGCCUCCAAACCUGCUGCCCACCAGCCUGAACACCAAGAGACCCAAGAUUGUGUACGUGAUGAGAAACCCGAAGGACAACAUGGUGUCCUACUACCACUUCUGUCACGUGUGGAGCAAGCUGGAGACACCCAGCAGCUUCCAGGAUUUCUUCGACCAGUACCUGACAGGGAAAAUGGUGGGUGGAUCGUGGUUUGAUCACAUCCGUGAGUGGUACACCAAGAGAGAGCAGUAUGACAUUCACUUUGUCAAGUACGAGGACAUGAUCAAGGACCUGAGAUCAGUGGUGGUGAAUAUCUGUGAUUUCCUUGGGAAGGACCUGACCCCCUCGGCCAUUGACCGCAUUGUUGAGAAGGCCAGGUUCAAGAACAUGAAAAAGGAUCCAAAAGCCAACUAUGAGUUUCUGCCCAAAGACGUGCUCGUUCUGGAGAAAGGACACUUCCUACGGAAAGGUACCAUAGGAGACUGGAAGAACUCGUUGACGGUGGCCCAGAGUGAACACUUUGACCAGGUGUUUGAUGAGAAGAUGAAGGACCUGCCUCUAAGGUUCACCUGGGACAUCAACCAACAUCACAGAGCCGCCCAAACCACCGGUCCCGGAGGUCACCUGUGUAGCUCAGUUGGUAGAGCAUGGCGCUUGUAACGCCAGGGUAGUGGGUUCGAUCCCCGGGACCACCCAUACGUAGAAUGUAUGCACACAUGACUGUAAGUCGCUUUGGAUAAAAGCGUCUGCUAAAUGGCAUAUAUAUACAUAUAUAUACUAUAGAUCUGAAUAGAACAUGGAUGGGUUCCAAAUGGCACCCUAUUUCCAUAUACAGUAUAAUACACUACUUUUAAUCAGAGCCAUAUGGGCCUUGUCAAAAGUAGUGCACUAUAUAUGGAAAUCGGGUGCCAUUUGGAAAACAGGCCAUUCGUCACUAUAGAAUUUAAUAAAAAAUGUGUCACUGUGGAAUCUAGUACAACAUUUGAAUAAAGUUUAAUAGAACUCUAUAAUUGAAUAAAGUUUAAUAGAACUCGAAAAUGCAAUAAAGUUUAAUAGACCUCUAUAAUAGAAUACAGUUUAAUAGAACUCUAUAAUGGAAUACAGUUUAAUAGAACUCUAUAAUGGAAUACAGUUUAAUAGACCUCUAUAAUGGAAUACAGUUUAAUAGAACUCUAUAAUUGAAUAAAGUUUAAUAGAAUUCUAUAAUUGAAUAAAGUUUAAUAGACCUCUAUAAUUAAAUAAAGUUUAAUAGACCUCUAUAAUUGAAAUAAGUUUAAUAGAACUCUAUAAUUGAAUAAAGUUUAAUAGAACUCUAUAAUUGAAUAAAGUUUAAUAGAACUCUAUAAUUGAAUAAAGUUUAAUAGAACUCUAUAAUUGAAUAAAGUUGAAUAGAACUCUAUAAUUGAAUAAAGUUGAAUAGAACUCUAUAAUUGAAUAAAGUUUAAUAGAACUCUAUAAUUGAAUAAAGUUUAAUAGAACUCUAUAAUUGAAUAAAGUUUAAUAGAACUCUAUAAUUGAAUAAAGUUUAAUAGAACUCUAUAAUGGAAUACAGUUUAACAGAACUGUAUAAUUGAAUAUAACUGUAUAAUUGAAUAGAAAUUCAUAACUGAAUAGUGUUGACUAGAGCUGUAUAAUGGAAUAGAAAUGUAUAAUUGAAUAGAAUCGUAUAAUUGAAUAGAAUUUAAUAGAACUGUAUAAUUGAAUAGAACUGUAUAAUUGAACUGUUAAGUUGAAAGAACAGAAUAAUUUAAUAGAGUUGAAUAGAACUGCAGAAUUUAAUAGAACUGAAUAAUUUAAUAGAGUUGAAUAGAACUGCAGAAUUUAAUAGAACUGAAGAAUUUAAUAGAGUUGAAUAGAAUUGUUGAAUUGAAUAGUAUAAUUGAAUAGUGUGGAAUAUAACUACAUAAUUGAAUAUAACUGUUGAACUGAAUACAACAGUAUUAUUUAAUAUAGUUCAAUAUAAAUGUAUAAUUGAAUAAAACUAGAAUAGUAAAGUAAACUUGAAUAGAGUUGAAUAUAACUGUACAAUUGAAUAUAAUUGUAGAAUUGAACAUACCUCUAUAAUUGAAUACUUGAAUACUGAAUACAGGCAGACUCAGGGUAGGCAGAGGUCAGUAAACCAGAGGAGGGGCCAAGGUACAGGACGGCAGGCAGACUCAGGGUAGGCAGAGGUCAGUAAACCAGAGGAGGG